Molecule: messenger RNA, 516 nt
Organism: Haemonchus placei
Lineage: Eukaryota; Metazoa; Nematoda; Chromadorea; Rhabditida; Trichostrongylidae
Source: the annotation of a GenBank genome assembly
AUGCAGCGGGCAGCAGUAAUCCUCGUUUGCUUAGCGGCAUUCUGCGCUCCAAUAUUUGGCCAAAACGAACAAGUAAAGCCUCCUCCACCUGGAGCCAACAAUCCUGCAGCUGGUGCUGUUCCCAGCGACGGAAACUUGUUGAGUUUCGAUGCUUGCAAAGAAGAUGUUCAUCGUCUCUGUAACAAGGAAGGAAUAGACUUAAAAAGUGAUCUUGCCAUUUUGGAAUGUCUGCAAGAUGCUGGUCAAACUGAAUCAGCGACGCUUACUCGCCAAUGUGAGGACCUGGUUUGGCAAUACAAGGUCAAACUUACCCAAGAUGAACGGUUCACUCAGGCGGCUGUGAAGUAUUGCCAAGAAGAGAUCGACAAGAAUCCAGCGAUGAAGAAGUGCACUGAAUUGACGCAGCCUGGAUAUGCGCUAAGUUGUUUGCUCGAGUUCACUCCGAACGUGACGGCUACGUCACAGUGUCAUGCUUUUCUACGUAAGUGGUGUUUUGAGAUUUUUUUUUCGUUAUAA